AACUUAGGUGAUCAUGAUCACCAAAAGAAGAGGAACGGCGGGAGCAAGGCGGGCAAGAAGGCAAAGAAGCACAACGGACCCAAAAAGGGCCAGGGGAAGCGUGCUGAGGAGGAGGAGGAGGAGGAGGAGGAGGAGGAGGAGGAGGAGGAGGAGGAGGAGGAGGAGGAGGAGGAGGAGGAGGAGGAGGAGGAGGAGGAGGAGGAGGAGGAGGAGGAGGAGGAGGAGGAGGAGGAGGAGGAGGAGGAGGAGGAGGAGGAGGAGGAGGAGGAGGAUGAGGAUGAGGAUGAGGAGGAGGAGGAGGAGGAGGAGGAGGAGGAGGAGGAGGAGGAGGAGGAGGAGGAGGAGGAGGAGGAGGAGGAGGAGGAGGAGGAGGAGGAGGAGGAGGAGGAGGAGGAGGAGGAGGAGGAGGAGGAGGAGGAGGAGGAAGUGGAGGAGGAGGAGGAGGAGGAGGAGGAGGAGGAGGAGGAGGAGGAGGAGGAGGAGGAGGAGGAGGAGGAGGAGGAGGAGGAGGAGGAGGAGGAGGAGGAGGAGGAGGAGGAGGAGGAGGAGGAGGAGGAGGAGGAGGAGGAGGAGGAGGAGGAGGAGGACACAUAAAACGACAGAAAAAAACGACCGUAGUAUACAGACCGUAUAAAAUGGAAACCGUUUUCUUGU
Closterium sp. NIES-67 is the source of this 654-nucleotide messenger RNA. The record is from the annotation of a GenBank genome assembly. Lineage: Eukaryota; Viridiplantae; Streptophyta; Zygnematophyceae; Desmidiales; Closteriaceae.